CGAGCAACAGCAAGAUUUUCAUUGUGCGUUAAAUAUUCAAAAAUUCAAUAAAAUUUCAGAUCAUAUCUCGCAAAUUUAUUGAUCACGACAGAGAGAGCCGAAAAAAGGAUGAAGCUGAACAUCACUUCCGCCGCCGGCAUCAUUUGCCUGCUGGAUGAACCGAUCCAGGAGCUGAAGGUAUUUGCUCUCAAGAAGCUGGACACCAUCGUUGAUGAAUUCUGGCCGGAGAUUUCCGAAGCUGUGGAGAAAAUUGAAAUCCUCCACGAGGACAAGGGCUUCGCGCAGCACGAUUUAGCCGCCCUGGUCGCUUCCAAGGUCUACUAUCAUUUGGGAUCGUUUGAAGAUUCGCUGACGUACGCAUUGGGAGCUGGCGAUCUGUUCGACGUGAAUGCCCGCAAUGAGUACGUGGAUACGAUCAUCGCCAAGUGCAUCGACCAUUAUACGCAUCUGAGGGUUCAGCUGGCGGAGAAUCCGACCAAGGCCAAGGCAAUCGAUGCUCGAUUGGAAGCGAUUGUCAAUCGUAUGAUCCAGAGAUGCUUGGAUGAUGGACAGUCUCGCCAGGCAUUGGGAAUUGCACUGGAAACCAGGAGGAUGGAUGUGGUUGAAUCGUCGAUCAUGAAAGCCGACGACAUUCCCGGAAUGUUGGCUUAUGCUUUUCAGAUCACGAUGAGCCUCAUCCAGAACCGUGCGUUCCGUAAUACGGUACUGCGCUGCCUGGUUGGUCUGUACCGCAAUCUUGGCGUUCCGGACUAUGUCAACAUGUGUCAGUGUUUGAUUUUCCUGGAAGAUCCGUUGGCAGUUGCAGAGCUGCUGGACAAUUUGACGAAGGGUGGCGAGCAUUCGGUUCUGAUGGCGUAUCAGAUUGCCUUCGAUUUGUAUGAAUCUGCCACCCAGCAGUUCCUGGGACAGGUGUUGCAAGCUUUGAAAGCUACGGCACCGAUUCCAUCAGCGCUGAUUUCCAACAUGAAACCUCAAGGAACGAGUGCAACAACAGUGGAGGUUAAGCAGGAGCCAAAGGAAAGCGAGGAUGUAGAAGUUAAGGCAGAUCGAACAGUGGACAGUUUGAAUGAAAGCGAAAAGAUUCACCAAGCGAACAUUGAAAAGUUGGCUGGUAUUUUGUCCGGAGAGGUUACGAUCGAUUUGCAGUUGCAGUUUUUGAUCCGUAGCAAUCAUGCUGAUUUGCAGAUUUUGCGAGCGACGAAGGAAGCGGUUCGUGUUUCGAUUUGCCACACGGCUACGGUCAUUGCCAACGCAUUUAUGCACAGUGGAACGACCAGUGAUCAGUUCUUGCGGGACAAUUUGGAAUGGUUGGCGAGGGCUACCAAUUGGGCUAAGUUGACCGCUACGGCUUCGCUGGGCGUGAUUCAUCGUGGUCAUGAAACGGACUCGUUGGCACUGAUGCAAAGCUAUUUGCCGAAAGAGAGUGGACCGAGCUCUGGAUACUCUGAGGGAGGUGGCCUGUACGCUCUGGGAUUGAUCCAUGCCAAUCAUGGUGCGAAUAUUAUCGAUUAUCUGCUGCAGCAAUUGAAGGAUGCUCAGAAUGAGAACGUGCGCCAUGGUGGAUGCCUUGGACUUGGGCUGGCUGCAAUGGGAACUCAUCGUCAGGAUGUUUACGAGCAGCUGAAGUUCAACUUGUAUCAAGAUGAUGCCGUAACGGGCGAAGCUGCUGGAAUUGCCAUGGGAAUGGUGAUGCUCGGUUCGAAGCAUGCACCUGCCAUCGAAGAUAUGGUGGCCUAUGCUCAGGAAACACAGCACGAAAAGAUUCUUCGUGGUUUGGCGGUCGGCAUUUCUCUGACGAUGUAUGCCCGCUUGGAGGAAGCUGACUCCUUGGUUACCAGCUUGUCCAACGACAAGGAUCCGGUUCUCCGUCGCAGUGGUAUGUACACUGUUGCCAUGGCUUAUUGUGGAACUGGAAACAACCAAGCCAUUCGAAAGCUGCUUCACGUCGCCGUUAGCGAUGUAAAUGAUGAUGUGCGUCGUGCUGCUGUUACGGCCAUUGGCUUCAUUCUCUUCCGCACUCCCGAGCAGUGUCCAUCGGUGGUUUCCCUGCUAGCUGAGUCGUACAAUCCACAUGUCCGUUAUGGUGCUGCUAUGGCCCUUGGUAUUGCCUGUGCCGGCACUGGACUUCGCGAAGCUAUCGCUCUGCUAGAACCGAUGGCCAAAUUUGAUCCGAUCAACUUUGUACGUCAGGGUGCUCUGAUCGCCUCGGCCAUGAUUCUAAUCCAACAAACGGACCAGACUUGCCCGAAGGUUACUUUCUUCCGUCAGCUGUACACUCAGGUAAUCACCAACAAGCACGAGGAUGUUAUGGCCAAGUAUGGAGCUAUCUUGGCUCAGGGUAUCAUCGAUGCCGGUGGUCGCAAUGUCACCGUUAGUUUACAGUCCCGCACUGGCCACACCAACCUUCAAGCCGUUGUGGGAAUGCUUGUUUUCACUCAGUACUGGUACUGGUUCCCGUUGGCCCAUUGUCUAUCGUUGGCCUUUACGCCAACCAGCCUGAUUGCCCUGAACUCGGACCUCAAAAUGCCCAAAGUUGAUUUCAAAUCGGCCGCCCGUCCUUCCCUUUAUGCCUACCCUGCCCCAUUGGAAGAGAAAAAACGUGAAGAACGUGACAAAGUCGCUACAGCUGUUCUGUCACUGGCUGCCCGCGCCAAGCGUCGCACCGGUGAUAAGAAGAAAGACAACAAGGAAGGCGAAACCAAGAUGGAAGUGGAUGAGGAGACUCCUGCCAAGGACGAUCUCUCCGCCACCGUCAAAGCCAAGGAGGAGGCGAAGACAACUCCCGUGAAAGAGGACAAAAAGGAAAAGAAGGAAAAGGCGAAGGAAGGAUCCUCAUCGUCCCCUGCAACAGCCGGUGAGGAGGGCACAACAACCACCACCAAAACUCCCAAGGAGCCAGAACCCAGUUUCGAAAUCCUCCACAACCCGGCACGCAUUAUGCGCCAACAGUUGAAGGUGAUCAGCAUUGCCGAGGGUACGGCCUACACUCCACUGAAGGACGUCACCAUCGGUGGUAUCAUUCUGAUGCAACACAACACCUCCGGUGACCAGGUUCUGGUCGAACGGGUCACUGCCUGUGGACCGAAGAACGACGAUCUCAAGGAACCGGAAGCCCCCGAGCCGUUUGAGUAUAUUGAAGAUUAAAUGGAUAUUUUGUUUUGCAUUCGAAUAUAUUCAAUUAUAUAACUUUACUAUCAAUGUUUAAGCAGAGUAGCUUUCAAUUGCAAAAAUAAAGGAU
This is a messenger RNA of Ochlerotatus camptorhynchus, 3238 nucleotides long. It is a transcript of the gene Rpn2, whose product is annotated as Regulatory particle non-ATPase 2. Lineage: Eukaryota; Metazoa; Arthropoda; Insecta; Diptera; Culicidae. Gene Ontology annotation, cellular component: nucleus; proteasome storage granule; proteasome regulatory particle, base subcomplex. The coding region runs from base 109 to 3144 and encodes 1011 amino acids. The record is from RefSeq and is a predicted model, not a curated record. Gene Ontology annotation, biological process: proteasome-mediated ubiquitin-dependent protein catabolic process; regulation of protein catabolic process. The transcript is spliced from 3 exons. Gene Ontology annotation, molecular function: enzyme regulator activity.